Acanthamoeba castellanii str. Neff is the source of this 546-nucleotide messenger RNA. RefSeq lists its product as uncharacterized. Lineage: Eukaryota; Discosea; Longamoebia; Acanthamoebidae. The coding region runs from base 1 to 546 and encodes 181 amino acids. The transcript is spliced from 3 exons. The record is from RefSeq and is a predicted model, not a curated record.
AUGGCCACAAUCAUCAUCCUGAGAUGGGAGGGCAAGCAGUGGUUCUCUGACCUCAUGGACCUCUGCAUCAAAGCCCCUGUCUCCAUCCCAAACCGCCAGUCCUCAUUCAAGUGGUUUGGCAGCAUCCCCCUGGAGCUGUUGUGCAAUCCCAUGUGGCAUUGGAUUGCCUGCAGGAUCUCUGACCUGGCGCUUGCCCCUGCAACCUGGCAGAGAUACCACUCCUCCCUGAUCCACUUCCACAACUUCUGUGAGCAGGAGGAGGUUGACUUUCCACCAGAACAGGAGGACACCAUGGUGACCAUCACCAACUUCAUUGAAUCCAUGACUCAUGCCCUCCAGCAUCCCUCCACAACUAUCAACAUGCUGCUAGCAGUGAUCAGCACCUUCAAGACAUUUGACCUCUCAAACCUCACAACCCUCUUCCACCAAUGGGGCACCAACACUCCACCCGCCAGGACCAGGGCCAAGCUCAUCGCCCUCCUGUGCAUCUUGGGCGUGCUGAGGGUAUUGGUGGCCACUCCAAGAACUUGUGGUCAUUUGAAAUGA